CUUCGACGAUGCUCCAUCCGCUCUGCUCGCUGCGCACAAGGUAACAACGGCAACUGGCACGGCCCCGGCACAUUUUCGAAAAGGCGAUUGCUCGGAUGUUGUUCGCUGUCCAACUUGAUUGAGACUUGAUUGGCCGCUGUCACUGCGCCUAUACCACCUAACCUCUCGGCCGGCCUAUACUGCACAUAUUACAUAUUGAUUGGGUCCAGCACCAGACAUAGCAGGCAUACCAGGCACACCAGGCACAGCAAGAGGUGUAGUGUAGUAGGAGGUAGUGUAAAUGACAGGUCUAUCCACCACCACCCUGGCUCUAUUGCCUCAUCCUCCCUCUCAUUCUUCCUCGUCCCCUUCCCCUCUCGCCCAUCACGACCAAGAUAGCAGCCGUCAAGCUCCUUUGGCCCAGAAAAUCCAACCGGGAUUGCUAGCGCCCACAUCAGCGCCCGCGCCAGAUCGACAACAUGUCGCCCGUGCUCCGCCAGAGCCCAUCCUGACUUUUUCGGAUCUGUCAUCAGACCUCCUUCAGCUCGAUUCCUUCGGCGGUUCCCUGCGACAGAACGGCUCGACUGCUAUCGACGGCACUGCUUGCUCUGAGACCAACGACAAAGCUACCCCCCCGACCGCUAAGUCCACCGCUCUCCAGCGUCGGAAACCGAGUCCCGGCUUAGCAGCGCGUCUCAAGGCCCUGGGUUUUGGUUCGGGGCCCAAGGACUCCUCCGACCCAUCACUUACCCCCUCGCCACAAGAACCUGUUGGCCGACUUCCCGAAGACCAGUUACGAACCCUCGACCUCAAUCAUCAACUCAACUCCACGGGAUUUGUCGUCGAGCGACGUGGCCGCCCGUGGAAGGGUGCAGGCGCCCCUCUGCAACUGCUGAGGUCGAGGUCGAGCCGUGAUUCUCUUCGGAAACAAGCCGAUGAAAAUAAGUUUGCGACCUCCCCCCAACAGGAAAACCACAGCUUAUCAUCUCAGCCGCAACUUCUUCCCGAGAUCUCCAAGUCUGCGCCACUAGAAAUGGACACUAACAAAUAUAUAUUGCCUGAUCACACCAACGGCAACGGCACCAAGGCGACGUUAGAAACGCGCCGCGAUCACCUUGAGCGAGAUGUGCGUGUGCCGAAGCUCGAUGAUCAAGAUCCGCCACCACCUCCACCCUUGCCGAAAGACACGCCGCCAGAGGGUACAGCCCCAGCCGAGUUCUCGCACAAUCUCCCUUCUUACUUCAAUCCUCUCGGACUGCAGCGGCCUGGAUCCAUUUACACGAUAUCCCGCGCCUCAUUUCACAACCAACUUGCUCAGCUGACGUCUUUAUCACUGCCCGAUGCCAGACACCUAUCUAGCAGAGUUGCCGCGAUACCAACUGCGCAGGCAGCCGCAAAAGCAUUGAUUGGUGCUGCUGAACAAAUCCGACAAUGGAUAGCCAAGGCCUCUGAGGUCAUAGAAGGACUCGACAGCGAGGAUGACGUUGAGUGGGCUGCGGCUGGUGGUAGGGAGGGUUACGAAGAGGUUGAAAAUGCUAUCACUAGGUUUGAGGAGCUGAUCAAUGUUUACGUCACCGCAAUUGAGGAUAUGCAGGGUCGCAGUGAUAUUGCUAGUGUUUCAAACGAUGACCUGCAGAAGGCUGUCACGCAGAUGGAAUUGAUCAUGGGUGACUGGACCAAGAUUCGCAAAACGCUUAACAAUGCCAAAGGUCAGGUGGAGACAGCUAUGGAAUGGGAAGAACUCUGGAACAUGGUUCUGGGCGACAUACAGAAUGAGAUGGAUGAUCUUAGCCGGCUUGUCUUCGAAAUGGAAGAAAGGCGGCAUAAAUCCAUUAUGGCCGUUUCGGGUGGUGAUGGGGUUGAUAUCGGUGACCUUGAAACCAUUGUCGAAGAAACGCCUCCCGCUGUUGUCCGUAACAACCGCUUCAGUGUACCAGCGUUUCCACUCAGUCCAAGCUCUCCAGGUACUCCAGUAUUAACCCAGGACGAUUCGAGUUUGCUCGCCCUGUUUGCUCGCAUGCAGCCACUCCGAGCUUCAUUGGACUUUUUACCUAUGAGGCUCUCCGUUUUCGAGGCAAGGGCGUCACAGACUUUCCCAACCGCAUGCGACGAGCUAGAGAUGAGGAAAGAAGGACUUGAAGCCAGCUACAGGAAGCUCGAGAAAGACGCAGACUCGUUGAGAAAGGAAUUAGGCGAAGACAAGUGGGUUCUUGUCUUCCGUGGUGCUGGCAGACAGGCGCAGAAACUCGUCGAGUCUGUAGAUCGUAGCAUGACGAAGCUACGAGAAAGUAUCGACCAGGGUCUCCAGUUUUCAAACCCACCUGUAAUGGGCAAGAAGAUUGAAAACUAUGAGGCGAAGAAGACACAUUAUGGGCCAGCCAUUGAACGUGUCCUUUCCAUCAUUGAUAAAGGCGUUAAGGAUAGGCUUACUGUCAAUGGUGAGAUCUUACGAUUUCAUGCCGAGAUACAAUCCCGAUGGGAGGAGCUGAAGGGCCAAAUGAAAGACCUAGACGGCGUGUUGGAGGAGAUACAGGCUGAUAGGCGCAACCAACAACUGCGAGACUCGAUUUCAAGCAUGCUUUCGAAUGACAGAUCUACAGUUGGUAGUGGUAAUGAGACCCCGGGUAGCUCCCCGCCCUCAUCAGUCGUCAUGUCCAGCCUCGGGCUUGAGCCUGUCACCCCUAUUCCUAAGAACAAAAGCCGCUCUGGUAGCACCAAUAGCAGUAUCCCCCAGCCCUCUUCAUCGCGGAGGAGCAGUUCGACACUCGCUCCUCAUUCACGGCGCACCCCAGGAUCAAGGCUCUCGGUGCUGUCCAAUUCUUCCAAUCUUUCACCCCCGGUUCGUAGUGGCUCUGCAACACCCCUCGGAAGUCGCCUACAAAAGUCCACCUCGAGCGUCGCGGAUAAUCGACCGCGUUGGAAUUCAUCUACCAAUACUCGAGACUCCGAUGUCGGUCAUAACUUUAAACCUCUGACUCUCACUACUCCGAGCCCAUACACAAAGAGAUCUCCUACCCCUGUCCGCUCCAUCUCGGCGCUUAGUCCGGGGUCACGGGAGUCUAGAUUACCACUACGAAGUCCCCUUUCACGAGGAGCGUCUGCUUCUCCCGCUCCUGAUAGCACGCCAUCUAAAUCGAACGUUUAUUCACCGCUCUCCUUCCGAGAGCGAGUUGCGGCGGCCUCUCCUAGCCAGAAUUCUCCACAGAUAUUACCGGCACCAAAACAGCGGCUGACGUCAAAAGCAUCCGCCAGUGUACUAGACAACCGAAGGGCUUCGUUCCAUCCACCCAGAGCACUUGGUGGCCCCGCCGAUAUCAAACGGAGGGCAGCCAGUUCACUCUCGACGACGGCAAGACGUACAAGUCUCCUUCCAGUUCCUAAGUCAAGUACAAGUAACGAUGUUACUGGCCGUGUAAGUGCGACAGGAUCACGUAAGAGCAAUGGCGGGACGGACGAUGGCAAGCCUCGCUGGCGUUAUUGAGCUAGAUAAGUCCAAUUAGGUGCGCCAUAUCUUUGAUUCUACAUAGCACGAGCCUGCAAGCCAGUCUUGAGCCUCUCAAUUCGUUUCGAAGAACCUGAACAAUAAUACCCGUUUUCGUCUCAGCUUUUACUGUAGCCAUAUGGCCGUCCAACACAACGGCCUUAACUCUCCAUGCCGCACAUCCUAUUUCCCUUACUAUCCAUACUUGU
This is a messenger RNA of Xylaria bambusicola, 3669 nucleotides long. Its product is annotated as KAR9-domain-containing protein. NCBI's taxonomy places the organism in Eukaryota, Fungi, Ascomycota, Sordariomycetes, Xylariales, Xylariaceae. Gene Ontology annotation, cellular component: cell cortex; mating projection tip; spindle pole body. The record is from RefSeq and is a predicted model, not a curated record. The transcript has a single exon. Bases 281 to 3460 code for a protein of 1059 amino acids. Gene Ontology annotation, biological process: mitotic spindle orientation checkpoint signaling; establishment of spindle localization; nuclear migration along microtubule.